Erythranthe guttata (spotted monkey flower) is the source of this 2048-nucleotide messenger RNA. RefSeq lists its product as uncharacterized. Gene Ontology annotation, cellular component: cytoplasm. Lineage: Eukaryota; Viridiplantae; Streptophyta; Magnoliopsida; Lamiales; Phrymaceae. Gene Ontology annotation, molecular function: exopolyphosphatase activity. The record is from RefSeq and is a predicted model, not a curated record.
UGCUUUAGAAAAAGGUUCUAAAAGUUGUUACCAUAUUACGGAGAUUGCUUGUUUAAAAAUUAAAAUAAUAAAUCUGGAUUUCCAAAAUUACGACGAUUACGAAAAUAUGAUUUGCAUUCUGCAGUAAGAUUGUCAAAAUAUAAUUUUUCAAUGUAGUAAUUGCUACUACACGAUUGCAGUAAUCUCUAAUUGCAACGGAAGAAAGAGGAGUAAUGCUGACGCAACACUUACCUAAGCCGUUUAUGCCACCGAUGAUUACGAUCGCCGCCGAGAGCAGUGGAUCGCCGUCGCCGCCGCGGAGUAUUUUUCCGUUUUCACCAAGAGGAAAGAUAUGUUCGUACUCGUGACGAUCCAUUUUUCAAUGGGAUACGAAGAGGUGAAGCAGCAGCGGUGAACAAGGGCAGUGGCUUGGACUUUCAAGGAAAAUUAGGAACAACUAAAAGCAUUAACAGAUCAGCUUCAGACAUAGUAAACCGAAAAACCGAAGAUAUUACUUACAGCCCGAAAAACUCUCCCUCGGACAUUGUCCUGGAACCCAUUGGCCGGUCAUUAUCUGGGAGGUGGUCAAAAACUUCCUCUCCACUAAGAGUUAUCCAUAAUUUUGAAGAAACAUUAGCAGCUUAUAUUAGUCCAGAUGCCAGCGAAGCAAAGGAAGAGGUUAACUUUAAAAGUUCGUACAAUGUGAGUAAGAGGCAAAAUGAUAUUUCUGGUGUUCAUCUUCCUCCUUCGGCAGCAUUAUUUUAUUCUGGUACUUCACCGAAAAUGGAAGUUAUUGAAUCGUGUGAAAGUGUUUACAAGCUAAACAAGUAUCUUAAAGCUAGGAGAGAUGAUGUGAAUGCUGGUGUUCCUGGAAAGUUCUUGCAUGCUGUAAUUGGGCCGGAUAUUCCUGAUGUGGGAUCUGUGGCUUCGACCAUCAUGUAUGCUUUUUAUCUCGACGAAACUCUUAAGAGCAACCAGUUGUGUACUGUGCCAGUCAUCAAUAUGAAGAGGGCAAAGUUAGACUCACAUGCUGGUCUUCAGUGGCUUCUUCGUUCAUGCAAUAUCGAUCUUUCAUCGUUAAUUUUUAUUGACGAGAUUGACUUGUCCUAUUAUGAUUUGUUUGGGAGUCUCAAACUAGUUUUACUCAACUGCGAUAAAAUCCCAUCCGAACAAGAGGCACUGAAAGAGGCAAUAGUUGAAGUGUUUCAUUGCUCAAAGUCUCAUUCAUAUUCUUGGGUUGAUUCUACCACUGUACGACAGGAUGUGUCAUGCUGUACCGUUAUUGCUGAAAAGUUUGCAAUGAUUUCACCUGAAAUAUUGGCUGGGCAAGGAUUCAGUAGACUUUUGUUAGCAGGCAUUCUUGCGGAUACUGGAAACCUAUCAAACUCAGAAUGUACCUCCAAAGAUAAAUAUAUGGCCACCUUAUUAAUUAAUGGAGCUGGUCGGUAUGGAUGCAACGGCCUUUACCAUAUCUUGAAGUACAAGACCCAUGAUUCCUCCGACCUUAACAUGGAAGAAAUUCUGCGCAAGGAAUUCAAGAAAUGGACAAGAUCAGGUAAAUCAAAUACUAUCAGUUCAAGAAUGCUGACACCAAAUAUCGGGAUGAGUUCGAUAGGGAUGUCGAUUGCACAACUGCUGUCUCAUGAUUCCACUUCAAUUUCAGAAAUCAUACAUUUCCAAAAACUGGAAAAACUUGGCCUACUAGUUGUUGUUUCUGGCUACUAUGAUUCUCAGAAGAAAUUCAAGAGGGAAAUUCUGGUAUCUGCCGAGUCUUCUGAGCUAAUGAAGAACCUGCUAGGAUUCCUCAAUGCAAGUUCAGUACAACUACCACUCAAAGCUCUACAUCAAUCUGGACUGAAAGAUGAGAUGAGAGUUUUCGAAAUCGAUAAAGUUACGUCUAGGAGGACUAUCGAACGGCUCCUCGAAGAAUUUCUUUCUGCAUCCAACGGAUAUUAUUAGUUCCAAUCUUUGCACUCAUACGAAAAACAGUGUCAUAUUUCGAUAUAUAGCAGUUGCCAUAUACAAAUUAUUCUCAACUUGAAAUACAGUAUUUGAAAUGUUAUUUCAAA